This is a messenger RNA of Fusarium proliferatum ET1, 615 nucleotides long. RefSeq lists its product as uncharacterized. The record is from RefSeq and is a predicted model, not a curated record. The coding region runs from base 1 to 615 and encodes 204 amino acids. Lineage: Eukaryota; Fungi; Ascomycota; Sordariomycetes; Hypocreales; Nectriaceae. The transcript has a single exon.
AUGGCCCUUGACGACAAUAAAUUCAUCGCCGGACUCCAGGAGAAGCUCCAAGAGUUUUCUGUUGGGUGCUUCCCUUUGACCACCAAGCAGAUCGACCGCCUCAAGCGAUCCAAGCUUCUAAUAGCACAAGAUGCGUCGGAUAUCGUCAAAAAUAUCCCAAAGAAACGAGCACAUACUAUAUUGACUGAGCUAUGGACGCAUCUACCAGAAGUCUACUUCUUAUGCUCCCUGGCAUUUAAUCAGUCUGAGCUCGCGUCGCUGAAAUCAAGCACUUAUCUGGCCGCUGCAUCGCAAUGGUGGCACGGAGUGGAUAAGCCUCAGGACUUGACGAGAUUCAUGGAUCUCAACAAAGAUGCUCUCCCAUCAGUACUGGAAUCGCCGCCUGAUUCACGAGAAGUCCAGAUCCCAAUCACUUGCAAGGAGUUAUUCAGCUUUCUGCUGGAACAUUUUGGGGAGAUGCAGCUCCAAAUUUCGUGCCCUUACAAUGGAAUCCCUCUCCCGUUUGUUAGACUUGGAUCCAACGACUCGUUUGUAAAGAUGGAAAUGUCUGUGAACGUGGUACAUGCAAUUGGACGGCAGAUUAUGCAGAGGCAAAUACGAAACAAAGAUUCUUAA